Molecule: messenger RNA, 114 nt
Organism: Spirodela intermedia
Lineage: Eukaryota; Viridiplantae; Streptophyta; Magnoliopsida; Alismatales; Araceae
Source: the annotation of a GenBank genome assembly
AUGCUUGUCAGAAAACAAGGGAAGCACAAGUUCAUGUUGUGGAAGCAACGGUUUGUGCUGCUGCUACAGAUAAUACGUGGCAUCUUUCUGAUGUGCCUCUGCCUUCGUCAAUAA